Messenger RNA from Cercospora beticola, 1095 nucleotides. RefSeq lists its product as uncharacterized. Gene Ontology annotation, molecular function: transcription coactivator activity. Lineage: Eukaryota; Fungi; Ascomycota; Dothideomycetes; Mycosphaerellales; Mycosphaerellaceae. Gene Ontology annotation, biological process: mRNA export from nucleus; positive regulation of DNA-templated transcription. The record is from RefSeq and is a predicted model, not a curated record. Gene Ontology annotation, cellular component: SAGA complex; nuclear pore.
GUUCAUCUUAACAGCUGGUUGACAAUAAUAAUAAUCCUGCAGAAGAGAAUCAGCAGUUCAACGCUCACCGUGCGUGCAUCACACCCGCCGCCAUGUCCGCCGACCGCAAAGUAGCCGUCAACGGCGCAUUGUCCGCAUACAACCCGUCCACACAAGACAGCAUCAAUCUCGCUCUGCUCCAGAACGGGGGCAUACGACGCAUCCAGACAUCACUACACGAGCGACUUGAUGCGGCAGGCUGGACUCAGAAUGUACGCGAUUACGUGGAGAAGCUGUUCCGCAGUGGAGAUGCGCAGAGCUAUGAUGAGGCUAUGAAGCUGGUCAUGCAGCAUGUUGCACUGCAAGGGGAGAAUGGAAGUGGAAAUAUAACCAAUGGGACGGGUGGACCGGACUUGACAAUUCCACGAGAGGUUGCGAAGGAUGGUGCGGAGGUCGUGAAGAAGGAGCUGCGACAAGUGGUGAGGAUGGGGGAUAAGUGAGUUGCGAGGAAAGAGGGAUAUAUGAACAGAUGAGUGGAAUAAGAGGAACGUGGAACAGUCCAGGACCAUGAUGCUUUGGAGUGGACGGACACGGACCGCAACAUGGCGGUCAGGUCUGUGAGGUGUACUUGAGGUCUCUCCUGCUGCCCGCAUCGAGGACACAUUGGCUACUAGCCGACUGCGCCGAUAUCAGAAGCUGUGAUAUGAGCUUGAUUGAGAGGAAACGAUUUCCCGUCAGCCCUACGGCUAGCGAUGGCCCCAUCAUGAGAAAGUGGUACUAUUCAUCCACAAUGGGAGGACAAGCAACGAAUGAAUAUCAGCAAGCGAACGCAGAAGACAUGACGGGACAAUGAGUCGCAUAAGUGGGGUCAAGCAGCAAUCUGGCCACUUUUGUCAAUUCGGCUUCAACGGAAAUAUGAUUUGAUGUUAUUGGGAGAGCUGGGUCACUUCUGUGAACUUGGGUUGUUCUCGCACGUGGUAUGCUCGCAAUGCGCGAACCUGCGCCCCAACGACUACUCAGCAAGCACAGAUUAGCACUGCUGUCUGCUUUGAUACGCAUCUAAUCAAGUCAGCCGAUAUUGUAUCUGUCUGCUGUUUGUCGAAUACCAUUCUAGCG